CAUUUUUUCUCAUUCUCCUCUGUUUCACGAGUUGGGAAACGAAGAAAGGUUUCCGAGGGGGCAGCUGUAUGAAGCCCCAAACACGACGACGCGCACGAGCACGGCAGUCGCCACCACAAUGGCGCGCAACGACUGCUGCUUCUGUGGCCAUCACCAUCGCCAUUGCACUCGUCGCAGCUCUGUCUCUCUGCGGCGCGCUCGCAGUCGUGGAGGCGCAGGAGGACGGCACAGUGGUGGUCGGCCGUGAGACGCUCGCUGCAUCAUCAUCACCAUCACCGACAACGACGACGACGACGACAACCGUCCUGCCAUCGGCAACACACACGCCCACGCCCUCGCCAACAGGCAGUCCCGACGAGCCCAACGCAGACGGCGGCGGCAACGGCGACGAGCUCUCGGUCAGCAGGACCAUCUUUUUCAUUCUGCUCGUGCUCGUUCUGUGCACGCUGCUCGUCUACCUCCUCAUCCGGACAAAGUUCCACUACAUCCCAGAGUCUCUCGCUGUCAUGUUCAUCGGUGGAAUUCUCGGCAUCAUCACCCGAUUGAGUGGAGACUACUGGACGAACGCAGAGCGGAUUGAUCCAACCGGGUUUUUCCUCAUUCUGCUGCCUCCCAUCAUUCUCGAGUCGGGUUACUCGCUGCACAAGGGCAACUUUUUCCACAAUAUCGGAUCGAUCCUAGUGUUUGCAGUGUUUGGAACCAUCUUUUCCGCACUCUGCAUCGGAGCUGGCGUGUUUGGCUUGGGCGUUGCGGGAGUGAGCUAUCCGCUCUCUGCCGUUGAGAGCUUUGCCUUUGGGUCUCUCAUCUCUGCCGUCGAUCCGGUCGCCACAAUUGCCAUCUUCAACGCGUUGGAUGUGGAUCCGACGUUGAAUAUGCUGGUCUUUGGCGAGAGCGUGCUAAACGAUGCUGUUUCGAUCGUACUCACCAACACCAUUAUUCAGUUUGCUACCGAGGAAAUCACCGUUGCCGUCACCCUUACGGCACUGGGCAAGUUUUGCCUGGUCGGCGUGGGGUCGGCCUUGAUUGGCGUGCUGUUUGGUCUGGUCAGCGCUCUGUUGCUCAAGUUUGUCGCGUUGCGCACCAAGCCUUCGCUGGAGUUUGCGAUCGUGGUCAUCUUUGCCUACGCUCCCUACUUUCUCGCCGAGUUUAUCAGCAUGUCUGGCAUCAUGGCCAUUCUGUUUUGCGGCAUUGUCAUGGCGCACUACACGCACUUUAACUUGUCGCCCAUCACCCAGAUGACGACGCAGCAAGUCUUUCGCACGACUGCGUUCCUGGCUGAGACCUCGGUGUUUGCCUACCUUGGUCUUGCUCUGUUCAGCUUUGCCGACUUGAUCUUUUCACCAUCGCUUCUUGUGUGGAGCAUUGUCUUGUGCUUUAUCGGACGCGCUGCCAACAUCUUCCCGCUCUCCGCUCUUGUCAACCGCUUCCGAAGUGUCAAAAUCACCCCAAAGUUCCAGUUUAUCAUGUGGUUUAGCGGUCUGCGCGGUGCAAUAGCCUUUGCGCUCUCCAUCCAUCUUCCGUUGACUGUGUUUUCGCACGAAUCCCGCAGCGCCUUGAUUGCGACGACUUUGGUCAUUGUUUUGUUCACUAUUGUCUGUCUCGGCGGCACCACCCUGCCGCUCAUCAAGCUGAUUGGCGGUCGCCGCAGCGACCAUGGCCCGCGCGCGUCAGAUUCUGCCAAUCCUCGGCGAGUGGUUAUUUCCAAAACCCAAGAAAUGGAUGCCACCGUUGACGCCAGAGACAUGGAAGGAUCGACCACAACGCAGGCUCAGAGCUUUAUUGAGAGGUUGGACACGAAAUACCUGACACCCUUCUUCCGUAGAACGCUGACCUUGUCGGAGAUUGACGCCGCACAUUUCGAGCUUGAGACCAUCACGGGCAAGCGCUACACCCAAGUCUCAGCAACCGAUUCUGAUCUGGAGAUUAGUCGCGCGACGUCUCCGCUUACUGCCGAGCUGGCACCUGUCGGCGAGGAGCAAGAGGAGGACAAUGACGACGACAUUCUCUUCGACGUGCAUGGCAACAAUGGUGACAGUGACGCGCUCCUCAACCGCGGUCGCCGACGAGGCGUGCCUGCAAAGUCGACACCAGCGUUCCGACGAGGAAUCGUACGUCGCGGCCCUUCCAACAACAACAACAACAACCUGUCCAAGGCCUCGGAUUCGAAAGGGAAGCGCAGGCUGGUUGUUGACAAUGAUGGCGGGGCCUUCAGUGGACUGUCCGAGCGUGAUUUUACUACCGAACGCGAAGAAGGCAGUAGUAGUGCUUUGCCAUUCGAAUUUGAGAAUGAUCUGACCACGGCGCGGUCAUGAUCAGCAUCACGAGAAUGGUUUUCUUAUCUUGCUUUCUCUCGUUCGAUCGCUUUUAUUGUCCUCUGAGGGAAUUUUUUGAACACAAAAUCCUGUGGGUUUCCUUCUGCAUGCUAACUUAUUUUUUGUACCAAGCAAUAAAUCACACUGCUGAUUCA
This is a messenger RNA of Capsaspora owczarzaki ATCC 30864, 2467 nucleotides long. Its product is annotated as sodium/hydrogen exchanger 8. NCBI's taxonomy places the organism in Eukaryota, Filasterea, Ministeriida, Capsasporidae. Bases 69 to 2312 code for a protein of 747 amino acids. The record is from RefSeq and is a predicted model, not a curated record. Gene Ontology annotation, molecular function: sodium:proton antiporter activity. Gene Ontology annotation, biological process: regulation of pH; proton transmembrane transport; sodium ion transport. Gene Ontology annotation, cellular component: membrane. The transcript is spliced from 8 exons.